Messenger RNA from Drepanopeziza brunnea f. sp. 'multigermtubi' MB_m1, 336 nucleotides. NCBI's taxonomy places the organism in Eukaryota, Fungi, Ascomycota, Leotiomycetes, Helotiales, Drepanopezizaceae. The record is from RefSeq and is a predicted model, not a curated record.
AUGGUAGCUUUGGUCCUUGAGGCUCAUCUCAAAGCGGCAGCUGUCGGACGUCAAGCUGAAAUACGUCCCCACGUAUCGUCUGAAUACGGGUACUCUGCGAACGGCUUGUUCGUCAUCUCAUCCUGCCCUGAUGAUGAUCAUGGAGAGUUCCAGGCCGAGCUCACAGAGAGCAUGACACCUGCCAAAACGACUAGCUCGCACGCAGGAACCCACCUUUCAGAAAGCUCCUUGUCUGGCGGUCUGCCAACUGGUACCGUGACACCACCUAUCCAGAUCAUCCAGAUCUGGUGGUCCGCAACGGUGUUGCCUGGCUCUGGAGUUCGGAGUCCGGCAUAG